AUGGCGGCUCGAUUAAGAGGAAGUCGCGUACUUAAGCCGUUGCUCUACACAGCCGGAGCUGGCGCCCUCGGCAGCACAGCUCUCUACCUCGCAUGGCGCCCGCGUGAUAUCCCGGGGACUGAAGCUGCUGUCGUCCCGCCGCCUACGUACGGUGAGGGUGGCGUGUUUCGCCCGCCACAGUUCCCCCAUGCUAAGAGCAGGGAGGAUCAGAUUGCGGAAUUGAAGCGCAGCGGCGGCGUCGUUGCGAGUGUCAAGGAUAAGGCGAGGAGCCUGUUUGGCAAAGGGGCUGCUCCGGCGUCAGAGGAGAAUGCGGGAGAAGAGCCGUAUGAUCUUUUGAUUAUUGGUGGUGGAGCAACGGGCGCGGGAAUUGCGCUUGAUGCCGUUACUAGAGGAUUGAAGGUCGCGCUUGUUGAGCGGGAUGAUUUUAGCAGCGGGACGAGCAGUAAGAGUACGAAGUUGGUACACGGUGGUGUACGAUACUUGGAAAAGGCUGUGUGGAAUUUGGACUACAACCAAUACGCCCUCGUCGUCGAAGCUCUCCGCGAACGUCGCUACUUUUUGGAUACUGCUCCCCAUCUGUCGCAAUGGCUACCCAUCAUGAUUCCGCUCCAGAAGUGGUGGCAAGCUCCGUACUUCUGGGCUGGUACCAAGUUCUACGAUUUCCUCGCUGGCUCAGAGAACAUUGAGAGCUCGUACUUUAUGACCAAGAGCAAGGCUUUGGAUGCAUUCCCUAUGCUGAAGAAGGAGGGCUUGGUUGGAGCGUUGGUCUACUACGAUGGUGCACACAAUGACUCCCGCAUGAACGUCUCUCUCGCUAUGACCGCUGCGCUUUACGGCGCAACAGUCGUUAACCAUCUCGAGGUCACAAGCCUCGAGAAGGAUGCUAACGGUCGCCUUUGUGGAGCAAAGGCAAAGGACUGUGUUGUCGAAACCGAUGGCAAAAAGGCUGAAGAGUUCACCAUCAAGGCCAAGGGUGUUAUCAACGCUACUGGACCUUUCACCGACUCUAUCCGAAAGAUGGACGACCAGACAAUCGAAGAGAUUGUCGCACCUAGCUCUGGUGUUCACGUCAUUCUUCCUGGAUUCUACAGCCCCGCGAACAUGGGUCUCAUUGACCCCAACACUUCGGACGGACGUGUCAUCUUCUUCCUGCCGUGGCAAGGAAACACAAUCGCCGGUACCACGGAUACUGCUUGUGAAAUCACGCCGAACCCCGUUGCCGGUGAAGACGAGAUCGACUGGAUUCUCAAGGAAGUCAAGCGCUACCUGCAGCCCGAGAUCAACGUCAGGCGAGGAGAUGUCCUUGCCGCGUGGUCUGGUAUCCGCCCUCUCGUCAAGGACCCCAACGCGCCCAAGACUGAGGGUCUCGUCCGUAACCAUCUUGUCACAACCUCUCCCUCUGGUCUGCUCACUUGCUCCGGUGGCAAGUGGACUACAUACCGUCAAAUGGCCGAGGAGACUGUCGAUGAGGCGAUUAAGGAAUUUGGUCUGAAGACCAGCCCGCUAACCGACGCUACCUUGAUCAGUGGUACCGAAGUCAAGGACGAAGCUCCUCUUGACGGUACCUGCCAGACUCACCGCGUCCGUCUCGUCGGUGCCCAUGGCUACUCCAAGACCCUUUUCAUCAACCUAAUCCAGCACUACGGCAUUGAGACUGAUGUCGCCAAGUACCUCUGCCAGGCCUAUGGUGACCGCGCCUGGACUGUCGCUGCCCUUUCCGCGCCCACUGAGCAACGCUUCCCUGUUCGCGGCACCAGAAUCUCUAGCCUCUACCCAUACAUCGAUGGCGAAGUCCGCUACUGCGUGCGCCACGAGUACGCGCAAACCGCCGUCGACGUGAUCGCGCGCCGCAUGCGUCUCGCCUUCCUCAACGCGCAAGCCUCCCUCGAAGCCCUCCCGCGCGUCAUCGACAUCAUGGCCGAAGAGCUCAACUGGAGCUCCACGCGCAAGGAAAACGAGUGGAAGAACUCUGUGCACUUCCUCGGCUCCAUGGGCCUGCCCAAGAACAAACUCAGCCUCACACGCAAGGACGUGGAGAGUGGACGUGUGGGCAAGUACACAGAUGAAGAGUACCAUUUGUACGCUAGACAUGAUAAGCCUGAGGAGACGCUCGAGAGCGAUUCAAAGUAUCCGAAGGGACAUAACCCUGUGGUGGGGAGGGAAAGCGAGGCCAACAAAUAAGUUGUUGGCUAUAGAGCUCUUCGUUGUAUAGAUUUGAAGGUGUUGGAAUGCUGUUGUUGAUGUUGUAGCUGUUGGGAUACCAUGCAUUUUUGCACACUCGCAACGCUAUCUUGUAUAUUUUUGUAGGCUGAGGUAUUCAUUUCUUCACAUCACUGUUUUCUCUG
Molecule: messenger RNA, 2345 nt
Organism: Parastagonospora nodorum SN15
Lineage: Eukaryota; Fungi; Ascomycota; Dothideomycetes; Pleosporales; Phaeosphaeriaceae
Exons: 4
Coding region: 1-2181 (726 amino acids)
Biological process (GO): glycerol-3-phosphate metabolic process
Cellular component (GO): mitochondrion; glycerol-3-phosphate dehydrogenase (FAD) complex
Molecular function (GO): glycerol-3-phosphate dehydrogenase (quinone) activity
Source: RefSeq, a predicted model, not a curated record